Sporothrix brasiliensis 5110 is the source of this 3999-nucleotide messenger RNA. RefSeq names its product DNA excision repair protein ERCC-5. Lineage: Eukaryota; Fungi; Ascomycota; Sordariomycetes; Ophiostomatales; Ophiostomataceae. Gene Ontology annotation, molecular function: single-stranded DNA binding; DNA endonuclease activity. Gene Ontology annotation, cellular component: nucleus. The record is from RefSeq and is a predicted model, not a curated record. Bases 1 to 3999 code for a protein of 1332 amino acids. Gene Ontology annotation, biological process: nucleotide-excision repair. The transcript has a single exon.
AUGGGUGUCAAUGGCCUGUGGCAGGUGCUGCAGCCCUGUGCGCGGCCGACCAACUUGGCCACGCUCAACCGCAAGCGCCUGGCCGUCGAUGCCUCCAUCUGGAUCUACCAGUUUCUCAAGGCCGUCCGCGACAAGGAGGGCAACGCCUUACGCAACGCCCAUGUCGUCGGCUUCUUCCGCCGCAUCUGCAAACUGCUGUGGUUCGGCAUCCUGCCCGUGUUUGUCUUUGAUGGCGGUGCUCCCACGCUGAAGCGCGCCACGCUGCAGGCUCGACGCCGCCGCCGUGAAGGCCGCCGCGACGAUGCCGUGCGCACCGCCGGCAAGCUUUUGGCCGUGCAGAUGCACCGUCUUGCCGAAGAAGAAGAAGAGAAGCGGAAGAGGCGGGACCAGGAACUGCGCGAGGGCGGCCCGGGCGGUCCCAGCGACGUCGCGGCUCCCGACAGCAGCGGUGUCGUGGAGGGCGAGGUGCUGCCCUCGGCCGACAAGAUGGUCUAUGCCGAGGAGGCGCACAUGACACAGCAAGAGCGGCUACGGAGCCGCAAGUUCACCAAGAAGGACGCCUACCACCUGCCCGAGCUCGAGCACGGCUCCAUCGAGGGCAUGGGCCGCGCCGAGGACCCGCGGAUCAUGAGCAUCGAGGAGCUCGAGUCGUAUGCGCGGCAGUUUGACAACGGCGAGGACAUCAACCUCUACGACUUUUCGAAAAUCGACUUUGACGGCGAUUUCUUCAAGAGCCUGCCGCCGCCCGACCGCUACAACAUUCUCAACGCCGCGCGCAUUCGCAGCCGGCUGCGUCUGGGCCUCAGCAAGGAGCAGCUCGACACCAUGUUCCCCGACCGCAUGGCCUUUUCGCGCUUCCAAAUCGAGCGUGUGCGCGAGCGCAACCAUCUCACGCAGCGGCUCAUGUUGGAAGUGGGCAUGACGGGCCUCGACCUGACCAUGGGUGUCAACGGGCGCGUGGCCGGCGAGCGCGGCCGCGAGUACAUUCUCGUCAAGAACGACGGCGCCGAAGGCGGCUGGGCCCUGGGCGUUGUCAGUCGGGAGAAAGACCUGGGCGAAGUGCACAAGCCUAUUGAUGUGGACGCUCUGCACUUCAGCUACCAGGGUGACAACGACGGAGGCGCCGAGGCGGACGAGGACGAGGACAUGGAGUUUGAGGACGUGCCCAUUGAGGGGCUGAACCGCCUCCCCAAGCUCCCCUCUCGUCCGGCCGCCGGCAACCGUGCUCUUGGCGCGGACGAAGACGUGGACGACGAUUCGUUGUUUGUCCAAAGUCAUGAGCCACUCGACGAACCACCGCAGGCCGACAACGCUCUAGAAGCAGACGAAGACGAAGACCUGAGCCGCGCCAUUGCUAUGUCUUUGCAGAACCAGCAUGGUGUUGGUGCAGAGUCUGAUGGUGGGGACGGCCAGAGUGAGGACGUGGUGGAUGAGCCGGAGAGGACGGCUCCGCAAUGGCAGCAAAAGGCAGCUGAAGCGGCACGGCCCAUUUUCGGUUCGACUGGCCAAAUGGUUGCCCAUGUCGUAAAUAAUCGAUCGAACGCCGUAGUAUCCGGGUCUGCCACAGCGGCGGCACAGGCACGGGAGACAGCAGCUGCCAAUGAUUUGGACGACGACGACAGCAGCGGGAGCGAACUUGAUAUCCGGGCCGCCUUGGCCAAGGCAGCGAAGAAAAAGAAGUCCGUACCCGUUGAGAAUUCUGGUUCGUCCCGUCCCAUCCAGCCUCAGAAAAGGAACGCUUUUGACGGCCCUCUGCCCUUUGAGAAGCUCAACUGGCAGACGUCCAUCUUUGAGAAGAAACCAACAGCACCACCGCCGGAACGCACAAAGCCCAGGACGUCAGCUGCAGCACAAUCAGAGGAGGUGCACAUGGCUUCGCCUUUUGCUGCAUCAGCCAAGGCGAACGCAGCCGCGACUGCUGCUGCCGUUGCGGCUGCAAAUGCCGCCGAAUCCGGUGCCUUCGAGGUAGACUCGGAGGACGAAGUUGGCGGUGGAUUUGAGCGGGAGCCUAGUGGCUCCGAGUCCGAGGCAGGCGGAUCAGACGGUGUGCAAGGGGGGAAUGCUGAUAUCGACGGCGGGCCCGAUAAGGUCCGUGACGAAACGGCCCCUCAGCCUCUGCCGCCGUGGAUGCUACACGACGCGGACAUUCGCACGUCCAUGCUACAACAGCAGCUCUACGACGACGAGAUCAAUGCCGAAGACCGGGAGAUGGCCCUCGAAGAAGCCAAGAUCUGGCAGCGCAUGGAGGAGAAGCGCAUCGUCGAGAUUGACUCGUCGAGCGACGACGGCAGCGAUAUCGAAGUGCUGGAUGUGCCGCCACCGCCAAAGAAUGAAAACCUAGCAAACGAUAGUGUUCAGGAUGGGAUGUCACAAGCGGAUAACAGGGACCCUGUCGCUAUUGAAGGUGAUACUGCUGGGAGCGAGCAAAAGCCACCAACCGCACGACCAACUACUGAACCCCUCACAGAAACAAGACAGUCGUCUCCGGAAGUUGAAUUCGAAGACGUCAAGAUCCCAGAACAGCCCACAAUAUUUGAGGAAGAGCAAGCGGUCCUAGAACAGGGAGAGCCGAUGUUGCAACUUGGUGAGGUUCCAGACGCUCCCAAGGAAGAAGAAAGGCUGGACGACGAGCUAUUUACAGGAGAUGGCGGCGGCGGCACAGAGGAUGCCUACGAGAUCAGCGAUCCGGAAGACGAGGAGCUGCUCGUGCAGAUGGCGGAAGAAGUCGAAGAACACGCGCGCUUUGCCAGCACCCUCAACCACAACAACAACAACAACAGUACCGCCGACGCCCAGCAGGCCUACGAACAGGAGCUCAAGGCCCUGCGCAACCAGCAAAAGAAGGACCGCCGCGACGCAGACGAGGUCACACAAGUCAUGGUGUCCGAGUGCCAGGCCCUACUGCGGCUCUUUGGCAUUCCAUACAUCACGGCGCCCAUGGAGGCGGAAGCGCAGUGCGCCGAGCUCGUGUCGCUGGGGCUCGUCGACGGCAUUGUCACGGACGACUCGGACACGUUUCUGUUCGGAGGCACGCGCGUCUACAAGAACAUGUUCAACGGCAACAAGUUUGUGGAAUGCUACAUCGGCGCCGACCUCGAGCGCGAGAUGUCCCUGUCGCGCGAGAAGCUCAUCGCCAUUGCCCAGCUGCUCGGCUCCGACUACACGGACGGCAUCCCCGGCAUCGGCCCUGUGACAGCCAUGGAGAUCAUCUCCGAGUUCCCCGGCGCCGACGGUCUCGAGCAGUUCCGCGCGUGGUGGCAAGACGUGCAGUCACACAACCGGCCCAAAGAAGCCGACGCCGCGUCGUCGUUCCGGCGCAAGUUCCGCAAGUCGCAGGCCACGAAGCUGUUUUUGCCGCUCGGGUUUCCCAGCCCAGCCGUGGUCGACGCCUAUCUGCAUCCCGAGGUGGACCACAGCGCCGAGCCGUUCCAGUGGGGUGUGCCGGACCUCGACGGCCUGCGCAGUUUCCUGAUGGCCACGAUCGGCUGGAGCCAAGAGCGCACGGACGAGGUCCUGGUGCCCGUGAUCCGCGACAUGAACCGCCGCGAGACGGAGGGCACGCAGAGCAACAUUACGCGCUACUUCUCGGGCGCUGUCGGCGCAGGCGCGCGGCUGACCGAGGCACAAGUGCGCGAGCAGCAGGAAAAGCAGCAGCGCCUGCAGCAGCAGCAGCUGGCCAACAUCCCCGAGGAGUAUGCGCCGCGCCACGCGCCCCGCAACAAGAACACGGCCAGCAGCCGCCGCCUCGCCGCCGCCGUCAGCAGGCUCAAGGCCAACACGACGGCCGUCGAGUCUGAUAGCACAACCUCAGAGCCGGUCGUGCCAACGUCCAAACCAUCUGCCGGCCGGAAGCGCAAGGGACGAACCUCGGCUGCAUUGCUUGAGGAAGACGACGAGGACAUCUUGGACGAGGGCGUUGAUGCCGAUAUGGACGAGAACGAUACGGCGCCGAGAACGACUCGACGACGUGGCGGGAAGAAUCAAAAGCUUCAUGAGUAG